AUGGCUGAAUAUGACAAUCCAGUGCGACCGGAUAUCUCGAGCCAGAAACCCAGCGCUCCCUUUGGCCCUCCGUACCGUCCUUACUGGGCACGAAGCCCUGUUCAGUACGCGCAAGACCUCCUCGGAUACUCAGAAGAUCCAAUCGAGUACGAUUACGACGACCGCGAUUACUGGGACAACUGCUUCUUCUUCCCGGAGGACUGUUCUUGGUCUCCGCCUAAGGGCUGGGCUAUCGAAGAAGCCCUUGAAGACAUCGCACCCGGAGACUGCCACGAGCAGUACAUCGAAGAAAGCAUGAUUCCCGGUCUUCCAGAUAUCAAAAUGCUGGAUGCGGAGGCGCUUAGUGACCUCUUAGAGGAUAACCUCUCGCCUCCGGAAAUCACAUCAAUGAUGGUGUUCGCUACCAAUGGCGCCAUUUUUGCAUACGCUUCCUCUCUCCCGUCCCGGCAGUUGCGCAACCUGAGUGCAACGUAUGGAGCAGCUUAUACAUGCUACGCGAAGAAUGCAUCCUGUGGUAACCUGACCGGCGUGAACCCAGCCAGUCAUCCAUCGUCAUAUGUCACCACCCCCUCCGCCUCGCUAGGCGAUGUUGGGUCUAUCGUAUUCGAACUUGACGACCUCGUUGCAGUCGUGACCAGAAUAGCGGACAAAGUCCUCCUUGCCGCAGUUGGGCCAUCAAAAUCAGGGAAUGCGGAAGACGCAACGAGCCCGAACGGCGCACAAGGUCUUUUGAACGGCUCUACGCCGCUUGGAUCCGACCACACGUCUGGGCCAGAAGCCCUGAAUGAUGGACGGACGUAUGCUAGCGUCGUCGCAGCCAACGGAGGCCGAGGCCAUGGCGGGAAUGACACUAGCUCAGAUGCACAGCUUGAAACACAGUACGAAAUCGACCGCAGCAGUGACCUAGCCCGUCUUGCGAGUCUGAAUCUCUCCACCUCACCAUCCAUCCUGCUUGCGCUGGAAUCGAAGUCCGCAGCGUUAGGGAGGUUCCUGAGCCAGAAACUUUCGGAUCUCGAGAGCCCGGAGGAUUUCUAG
Molecule: messenger RNA, 1035 nt
Organism: Aspergillus sclerotioniger CBS 115572
Lineage: Eukaryota; Fungi; Ascomycota; Eurotiomycetes; Eurotiales; Aspergillaceae
Exons: 2
Coding region: 1-1035 (344 amino acids)
Source: RefSeq, a predicted model, not a curated record